UAACACCAGGCGGUGUGGCGCAAACAUCCGCUCACGCUUCCCGGAUUAUAGAACCCGAUUAGAGCCUAAAGCAAGCACCAGGCCGAUGGCCCGGUUCGGAUGGCUUAUCUAGGCCGCCGUCUGGCUUUGUCACGGUUCUGUCCCCGGAGCCUGCUCUGGCCCAGACUCCUCUGCACUGCCGGGACCAGGAUCAUGGACGGCAUGGGUCUGCGGGUGAGCCGCUCCCCGCUGGAGCAGCUGGACUUUGACAACGUGGUUCUGCAGAGACUCCCGCUGGACCCGUCCUCCGAGCCGGGGGUCCGGCAGGUGAAGGGGUUCUGCUUCUCCGCGGUGACGCCGCAGCCGCUCACCCGGCCCCGGUUCGUGUCGGUGUCCGGGGCGGCGCUGGCGCUGCUGGGGCUGCAGGGGGAGCAGGUGCUGCAGGACUCGCUGGGGCCGGACUACCUGAGCGGAUCCCGGGUCAUGCCCGGCUCCCGGCCCGCCGCGCACUGCUACUGCGGACACCAGUUCGGGCAGUUCGCCGGCCAGCUGGGGGACGGGGCCGCCUGCUACCUGGGGGAGGUGAAGGUGCCGGCCGGACAGGACCCGGAGCUGCUCCGGGAGAACCCCAGCGGCCGCUGGGAGGUCCAGGUGAAGGGAGCCGGACUCACCCCCUACUCCAGACAAGCUGAUGGCCGCAAGGUUUUGCGCUCCAGUAUAAGAGAGUUCCUGUGCAGUGAGGCGAUGUUCUUCCUGGGAAUCCCCACCACCAGAGCCGGCUCUGUGGUUACCUCCGACAGCAGGGUCGUCCGAGACAUCCACUACAGUGGACACCCUCGCCACGAGAGAUGCUCGGUGGUGCUUCGCAUUGCCCCCACUUUCCUCAGGUUUGGAUCCUUCGAGAUCUUCAAGCCGGCUGACGAGUUCACCGGCCGCCAGGGUCCCAGCUACGGACACGAGGAAAUCCGAGGCCAGAUGAUGGAUUAUGUCAUUGAGAUGUUCUACCCUGAGAUCCAGCAGAACUACCCGGACCGGGUUGAGAGGAACGUGGCUUUCUUCAGGGAGGUGAUGCAUCGAACUGCUCGACUCGUGGCCCAGUGGCAGUGUGUGGGGUUUUGUCAUGGAGUGCUUAACACAGACAACAUGAGCAUUUUGGGACUCACGAUGGACUAUGGUCCAUACGGUUUCAUGGACAGGUUUGAUCCAGAUUUCAUUUGCAACGCAUCGGACAAUUCCGGCCGAUAUUCCUACCAGGCCCAGCCAGCUAUCUGCAGGUGGAAUCUGCUGAAGCUAGCGGAGGCUCUGGCUCCAGAGUUACCGCCGGAGCGGGCCGAGGCCGUUAUGGAUGAGUACCUGGAUCUGUUCAACCGCUUCUACCUGGAGAACAUGAGGAAGAAGCUGGGCUUGCUGAAGAAGGAGGAGCCCGAGGAUGAGAUGCUAAUCACUGAUCUGCUGCAGACAAUGCACAACACAGGUGCUGACUUCACUAACACCUUCCGCAGCUUGAGUCAGAUUUCCUGUCACAUGGAGGAAGACGCUGAAGGAGAGGACCAACUUGUCAAGAAAGCCGCAGAUCUCCUUCUUGAAGAGUGUGCAUCCUUAGAGGAGCUCAAGGCUGCCAACAAACCCACUAUGGACCCACGUGAGCUGGCGAUGCUGCUGUCUAUGGCUCAGAGCAACCCGUCGCUGUUCCAGAUGAUCUCAGACAGGGUGACGAUAGCAAGGCAGUUGGACAAACUCAGCAAGCUGAAAGACCUGAUGGAGACCAGUCAGGAGCAGCUGAAAAGCAAACAGGCUGAGGAGUGGUCGUCCUGGAUCACACGCUACAGGAAACGCCUGGCUCUUGAAGUGGAGGGUCAGGCUGAUGUGCAGGCUGUGCAGGAGGAGCGGGUGAGGGUGAUGGACGGCACCAACCCUCGCAUGGUGCUCAGGAACUACAUCGCUCAGAAUGCUAUAGAAGCUGCAGAGAGUGGGGACUUCUCUGAGGUCCAAAGGGUCCUCAAGGUUCUGGAGAAGCCUUUCUCCUCUCAGCCGGGCCUGGAGCUUCCUGCCUGGGUGGGCGCAGGGGGGUCCAUUGCACAAGGAGAGCGGGAUGAAGGAGAAGAGCAGCAGCAAGAAGCUUCCACAUCCACGGCCAGGGACCCUGUUCCCUACGACAGCAAGCCCCCGGCUUGGGCACGGGAAAUCUGUGUGACAUGAUCUUCGUAAUCGCUUCCACGGUCGUUGCUGUCCUGCCCACAAAACAGAAGUUGGACUAGAAUCCUCCCAUUUCUUAUUUGCUGUUCAACUUUCUGUUGAACUUGGCAGGAAGCAUCACGGAAGGAAGCACGAAGAGCAGCACUUCAUAGGCCAGCGAGGUGACACUAAGCAGACGGUAGAGCUGAGUGGAUAUUUCUUUCACUGCUUCAGGUGUAACUUUUAAACAAGAUUGUAUGUGUGCUCACUGAGGAUGUUUUAAAUACAAGAAGAUGUUUAGUGAAAGGAAAAAAAGAAUCCAAUACUGCUCAAUAACAGUUUAUGCAAUGGAUCUUAAGCCAGUUUUCGUUUCCUUUUUUUUUUUUUUUUUUUUAAUUUCACAGAAACAAACCUCAUCUCACCUUCUGCUUUGUGUCACUUCAGCUGUUAAUGAAGAGUCAGGCAACAAGUCCUGCAAGACCCGUCUGACUCUGAGAAACUGUGUUGUGACUCCAAACAUAUACCAAAUAAUAUAACAAUCCUGUGAGAGAGAAUUUUAAUUUUAUGCAUUUUGUGUGAAAUAGAGUGAUUUACUUUUGAUUAAAAAAAAAAAAAGAAAAAGCUGCAAAUCAUAAACACGCACUAUUUUGAUAGAUGGCAUUGACUGUCUUUGCACUACUUUAAACAUAGAGCUGCACCCAUGACUCACUCUUCUGUUACCUAAAUGUUCAAUCACCUAGUUGAGAGAAAGGAAAAGAUUUGAGGGCUGUAUUUCAUGUGAGGGGGCUUAUCGAGGUUUGAGCCAAAACCGAGGAAUUUUGAAAGAAAUCCUCUUAAUGCCAUGGGCCAGGACCACUCUGGGGUUUGGCAGACUCUUAGAAAUAUGCAAGAGUUGAUAAAUGGAAAUGCUUUGAGAUUA
Messenger RNA from Cololabis saira (Pacific saury), 3073 nucleotides. It is a transcript of the gene selenoo1, whose product is annotated as selenoprotein O1. NCBI's taxonomy places the organism in Eukaryota, Metazoa, Chordata, Actinopteri, Beloniformes, Belonidae. The record is from RefSeq and is a predicted model, not a curated record. The transcript is spliced from 9 exons.